AUGUGGGGCCCCUUAAAGAGGUGCGCCGAGCAGACGGCACGGACUUUCUCCGUUGAAAAUCAGCGAGAUGAAGAGCAGCGCCAACCCGGCACCAUGCGCUCCAGGCUCCCACGGACCGCCUGCCUAUUGCGACUCUUUGCACUCUGCAUCCUCCUCUCGCACACUGCUGCUUAUUUUGGGCUGACAGGUCGGGAACCCUUGGUGUUUUUACCUGGUCCGUUUUCCAAUGAACCUCCGACGGGAAAAGCCCACCUGAAGCAGUGCGAGCAGAUGACUCUGACCAGGCGGCAGAAGAGACUGUGUCGCAGGGAGCCCGGUUUGGCCGAGACGCUGCGGGAGUCGGUGCGCCUCAGCCUCCUGGAGUGUCGGUAUCAGUUCAGGAGUGAGCGCUGGAACUGCAGUCUGGAUGGCCGGGGGAGCCUUCUGAAAAGAGCAUUCAAGGAGACUGCCUUCCUACUGGCAGUGUCCUCUGCAGCACUGACCCAUGCACUCGCCAAAGCGUGCAGCUCGGGCCGAAUGGAGAGGUGCACGUGUGACGAUUCCCCCGGCAUCCAGCAUCGUGAAGCGUGGCAGUGGGGGGUCUGCGGUGACAACCUGAAAUAUAGCACCAAGUUUCUAAAGAAGUUCCUCGGCCAAAAGAGGGUCAGCAAGGACCUGAGGGCUCAGGUCGACGCCCACAACAUCAAUGUUGGAAUUCGGGCAGUGAAGAGCGGGCUGAAAACAACCUGCAAAUGUCACGGUGUCUCCGGCUCUUGCGCCGUACGGACUUGCUGGAAGCAGCUAUCGCCUUUCCACGACACUGGGCGGCUGCUGAAGUACCGAUACGACACUGCAGUGCGAGUGCUGAGUGUCACCAACGCAGCCACGGGGGAGACAGAGCUCUCAGGCCCCCGCCGUCACGGCCAGAGCCUCCGCACUACUGACCUGGUCUACCUGGAAGACUCCCCCAGCUUCUGCAGGCCAUCCCGCUACUCCCCGGGUACAGGCGGCCGGUCAUGUGCCAAAGACACCAGCUGUCAGAGUCUGUGCUGUGGACGGGGUUACAACACAGCCAUGCGUCUCACCAGCCUGUCCUGCCACUGCCAGGUACGCUGGUGCUGCCACGUGGAGUGUCAGACAUGUGUGAGGGAGGAGGAGGUGUAUACCUGCAAAACUGCAUAAACAAACAAUGAGAUAAAAGAAAUACAGGGAGUAUGUGAAGACGUGCAAAAAAGAGACAGUGGAAAAAUGUGAGAGAGAUAAAGAGUUCAUCAUUGAUCAGACUUGUGGACAUGGCUGAACUUUAAUCUCCUAGAGACAAUACGCUGCUCUGAUCUCACAUCAGAGCAUGUCUUUGCAGAUCUCCAAUCUGAGUUGCAUGUUAUUUUGGGAGGAAUAUACACUUAUCAUUGUAAAAUUGUCGGUUAUUUGCUAAUCAUCACCAAUAUGAUAUGCAGCCGCUUACAGUAGGUGAGGAUGUUGUCAAACUACUCUACUUUCCUCUCACUGGAUGCACUGAAAUCCCACUCUUCUGGGACGGAGGGAAACAAGCUCUUAAAAACAGGUACUGGACUGGACCGGGUGCCACCAGCAGUACAAAGCCAAACCCUGUCUGCAGGGGAGCUCUGACACUGACUUUGUUGUAUUGAAAUUAUCCAGCUUCAUUUGACUAUUUAUUGUACUGGUCCUUGUGUCUGUUGUACUGCUGCUUCAUACUUUAACCUUCUUAUAAUCGAGAGUUGCCACUGAGGCUAAAAAUGGCCUUAAAAGGAAUCUACCUGUCUGUCUUUCUGUCUGCUGUGUUUUAUUUUCUGCUGUGGAGAACCGUUUAGAGUUCUUUUCUGAGUAAAAAGCACUUAAGUUGCUCUUGCUACAUAUCAUACAAAGUGUAUAGUUAAUCACAGAAGUUAGAAAAAAAAUGUUUAGUUCUAAAUAUAUGUAUAAAUACAACCACUGGAGGCUUUGAAGGGUGGUUAAUGCCACUGAUAUACAUUGCUACUACAUGCAUUCACUGGGUUAUUGUGUAAAGGAACAAGCUAGGUUUCAGUUUCAGUUGCUCUUAUGGAAAUAUCUAUGGAAAUCUCUACAUGUAGCCUAAUGUGUGCUCAGCAGAACAAAGGGAAAUGCCUGGAGUAAUAGAGAGGGAAACGCCAAACAUUAUCCUCGAAAAUAGCUGCAAACAAGGCUGAAACACCAAAUUUGUGAACAUACUAGUUCUUCUCUUUUUUUCUUCUAUAUAUAGACACACACUUUGCAAUACUUUCAAGUUUAAAAUUGCCUGAUUGAACCAUUUGGUCUUCAAAGUCUAAUUUAGCCACGUCUUUGUUCUCAGUGCCUUUGAACUGGGCCAGUCAUUGCAAAUUGCAAAUCAAAGACAAUCACUGUGUUUACUCCCUUAUGCUCACAUCCAAAUCAGUGUGUCCAUGUGUGCAGGUCAAAAGUGCACGUUAGACCCAAAAGAUUUAUUUUUAUUGGCCAGUUUCUGUUUUAUGUGAAUGAUUCUGAACUGUAUAUAUGAUAUGAAUAUAACUCAUGUCAGGGCUCCAGGUGUGUGAAAAUGUGGAAUCGUAAUUUUCUACCUCACUUCAUCUUUUGGCAAAUAUCAGUAAGAUUUAUGAGCUAUGCAGAGUUAUUCUCUCUGUAGAUACAUGUCCUUUUCUUUGCAUUUGUUUUAAAGGUCACGCUUUAGGUUUUU
Messenger RNA from Toxotes jaculatrix (banded archerfish), 2674 nucleotides. It is a transcript of the gene wnt9b, whose product is annotated as wingless-type MMTV integration site family, member 9B. Gene Ontology annotation, biological process: cell fate commitment; canonical Wnt signaling pathway; multicellular organism development. NCBI's taxonomy places the organism in Eukaryota, Metazoa, Chordata, Actinopteri, Toxotidae. The record is from RefSeq and is a predicted model, not a curated record. Gene Ontology annotation, molecular function: frizzled binding; cytokine activity. Gene Ontology annotation, cellular component: extracellular region.